Hypanus sabinus (Atlantic stingray) is the source of this 3116-nucleotide messenger RNA. It is a transcript of the gene trim25, whose product is annotated as tripartite motif containing 25. The transcript has 11 exons. NCBI's taxonomy places the organism in Eukaryota, Metazoa, Chordata, Chondrichthyes, Myliobatiformes, Dasyatidae. Gene Ontology annotation, biological process: positive regulation of autophagy. Gene Ontology annotation, molecular function: protein binding. The record is from RefSeq and is a predicted model, not a curated record. Bases 16 to 2472 code for a protein of 818 amino acids.
ACUGGGUAUGGAUGCAUGGGUGGCCCCAAGAUGAAGGGUGAAUGGCCUCGUGAGUACUGGUAUGAGGGGUGGGCAGUAGAAUCAACGACCACCUGCCCCUGCUUCCCGUCAGUGGGCGGGGCCUUCCUGUCAGCAGAGACGGAUCCCGUCCGGGCCUUCCUGUCAGCAGUCACGGAUCCCGUCCGGGCCUUCCUGUCAGCAGACACGGAUCCCGUCCGGGCCUUCCUGUCAGCAGUCACGGAUCCCGUCCGGGCCUUCCUGUCAGCAGUCACGGAUCCCGUCAGUGGGCGGGGCCUUCCUGUCAGCAGAGACGGAUCCCGUCCGGGCCUUCCUGUCAGCAGACACGGAUCCCGUCCGGGCCUUCCGACCGCGGGUGGGACCGCAGUUCCGGUCUCCCGUCAGCGUACAGCGAUGGCCGAUCUGGAGCGGGAAGUGGAGGCGCUGCCGGGCUUGGCGGCCGAGUUGACCUGCGCCAUUUGCCUGGAGCUGCUGCAGGAGCCUGUGACAGCGCCGUGUGGCCACAACUUCUGUCGGGACUGCCUGUCGCUGUACUGGGCGGACGAUCGCGUCGGCCUUAAUGGCUUCAGCUGCCCGCAAUGUCGCUGCCACUGGGCCCAACGGCCCGAGCUGCGUCCCAACCGCGUCCUCUGCACCGUGGUGGCGGGACUGGAGCGCGCCCGCUGCAAUGCCGAGACCGUGGGCAAAGCUGAGGUCGAGUCCGGGCUCACCGUGCCCUGUGACGCCUGCCCGCCGGCCGCCGCCGCCGCGGCCCUCCGCUCCUGCCUUACCUGCCUGGCUUCAUUCUGCGCCGAGCACCUGGAGCCGCACCAGCAGAGCCCAGCUCUCCGCUCGCACAGCCUUCGCCUGCCGCUGCCCGACCUCGCCGAACGCCGCUGCCCCAGCCAUGGCAAGCUGCUCGAGUUCCGCUGCUGCCAGCACGGCGACUGCCUCUGUGCCGUCUGUUUGCUCGAUCACCGAAGCUGCAGCACCGUGACGGAGGAAGAGGCCCGCGAGAAACACGAGGAAGAGCUGAAGGUGCAGCAGAAGACAGUGGAGUAUCAGCUCAUCCAGCUUCAGCACAGCCUGGAACUCGUGCAGUUCCAGAAGGAGCACGUGAAGGAUUCCUCAAUGACUCAGAAGUCAGCAGUUGCCUAUGAGUUUGCGGAGAUGAAAGCAAUGAUCGAGCAAGAGGAGAAAAUUGCAGCCAGACUCUUUGAAGAAGAAGAGAACAAGGCGGACAGCAGGUGUGUGGAGUUGCUGGAUCAGAUGAGCGCUCAUUUGGAGAGGCUGAAGGAUUACAAGGAGCAGCUGAAGUCUGUGCUCACCCACACGGGGGGCAUUGCUUUCUGGAAGGUGGUUGCUGAUCUUCCUAAGGUCUCCCUGGACCCUCCCACAUCACAGCAACAGGUUGAGGUGGAUGCCCAUAAACUGGUUCUCAUAAGCAAAGCAGUUUCUACACUUCGAGGCAAGCUGGGCCAGCAGCUGAAGUUUUCCUUGGACCAGAGGGUGCGGCAGUUGGAACAGAUUGAGAGAGCCAACUCUAAGCUGCAGACAGCUGCAACAGACCUUACAAAGAGCCCAGGAUGCCUCCCAGAUCAGAAAUCGGUAUCUGCUGGAACAAGACAGCCAUCCGAAGUUAGCAAUCCGUCCGAGGACAAGAUGGGCAAAAGCAAGAAAUCCAAGAACAAAAUACAAGAUUUGAGGCAAAUACUUGUCUCAGAUCAGUUGGAGAUCCCAGGAGACCCGCAACCUCUCUUUUUCGGAACAAGAGAACCACCAGAAGUGGGAAAACCAUCUGAGGACAAGCCAGGCAGAACCAGGAAAUCAAAACCCAAACCUUCAGCAACUCCACGCCAGACGUCUGAUGAGACAGAGAAACACAGGAGGCCAUCCAACCCCAGUAGUGCCUCUGUGCCGCAGACACGACAGGACUACAUGCAGUACAACAGUAAAGUGACCUUCAACCAGCGGAGUGCCCACAAGAAGCUCAUUCUGAGUGACCGAUACACUACGCUAACCGUAGGGGAGCAGUUACAGUCAUAUCCUGACCUACCUGAGCGUUUCUUCAACUGCAGCCAGGUGCUGGCUUUGCAGUGCUUCACCAACGGCCGCCAUUACUGGGAAGUAGGCAUCCAGGGCAGCAGCAGCAGCUUCUGGGCCAUCGGGGUAGCAUGUGCAGGCAUGGAUCGGAGUGGCUCCAGCAGCCGGCUGGGCAGAAAUGCUCUCAGCUGGUGCAUAGAGAGCUUUGGGGCACAACUAUCAAUCUGGCACGCUGAUCAGCAGGCAGUUUUACACGUCCCCCUGCCCCGUGUGGUUGGUGUGUACCUGGACUUUGAGGCAGGGGAGGUGGCUUUUUUCUCUGUGGGAUCUGGCAUGUUCCUACUGUUCCGUUUCAAAGCUAAUCUCCGGGGGCAGGUCUUCCCUGCCUUCUGGCUCUCUUCCAGCAGUACAAAACUAACGCUGGGUCACUGACUGGUUGCUCACUGCUACCCCAGCCCUUACAGCAGGGUGGACCAGACAUUGCUGCACCAGUUCAGGCAGAGUCACCCCCUAUCUGCAAUGAUGGGAGGCUGGAGGAGCAAUGACCUUCUUUCCCCCCUCCCCCAACUUCCCUGAGACAGUCUCCACCAAGUGGGGGGGGGGGGGGGGUGGUGGAGAGAGAAUGAUGUCCUUGGGCUUGGACACUGGUUAUUGGGGACUUUAUUUUAAUCUUUAGGCUUUAAUCUGCAUUUUUGGAAUGAGUUCAGAUGGAAUGGGGGACAGUUUCUGCGGCUGCAGCACAUUCUCGAGGGGAGACGGAUUCACUGCUGUGAUCAUGGUUCUCAUGGAGAGCAGCCAUCUCAGGAUUUGCCCUCGGCAACGGGACCAUUCGCUCAUGUAACUGUGUGUAACUCGAUAAACCUGCUGCCCUCAGUGUCCUCCUGCUGUCUAUGGGGAGGGGGAGGGUCCUGCUCCUUUACCCCCUUGGUCAGUCAGUCCCUGGAUGUAGAGCCGGAGGCAUGCCUGGUCACACAGAUCUGACCUAUUACACAUGCCCUGCCCAGUACAGCUGUGGUAUGGCAUGCUUUGCAGCUGGUUGUCUGAUUUUAACUUGCAAUAAAAGGGGACAAACAAAU